Molecule: messenger RNA, 794 nt
Organism: Morus notabilis
Lineage: Eukaryota; Viridiplantae; Streptophyta; Magnoliopsida; Rosales; Moraceae
Product: probable E3 ubiquitin-protein ligase RHY1A
Exons: 3
Coding region: 120-704 (194 amino acids)
Biological process (GO): ubiquitin-dependent protein catabolic process
Molecular function (GO): ubiquitin protein ligase activity
Source: RefSeq, a predicted model, not a curated record
CUUGGCCAGAGGCACAGCAGAAACAUGUUUACAGAAAUGGAAUAUUGUUAUUGUUCAUAGCUAAGAACUAAGAUCUUUUUUUUUUUUUUUGUGUUAAUUUUUUGGGUUGAGUUAAAUCAAUGGCUGGGAUGCUUCCUGGUGUUGAAUGUGCUCGGAGGAGAAGAUGCCAUCAAAGCGGAGGGAGUUCUGAUUCUCUGAGUGCACCUGCUUAUGGCUGGACAAGAAGGCCUUCCUUCUGUUUGUACACAAGCAACAAUGAAAAAACCCACCACAUCACCUCUACUUUUCUAAUGAAGAAGCAGGGAAGUAUGUCAACUCAAGUAUACCAGGAUGAUGAUGAUCAAAAACUAGGAGUAAAAGCCAGAGAAGCCAAGGAGAGAUUGAAUGAGAGGCUGAGAGCACAAAGAAAAUCAGAAUCAAAAAGGCAAAACGGGAAAUCAGUGGGGAAAGGAGAUCAGCUGCAAAAGGAGGUAUAUGGAACAAGGAAAAGUGGUUCGAGGAGGUUCAGCUGGGCCAAGCUGAGCUGGAAGGCAUCAGACCAAGAAGUGUGUGCCAUUUGCUUGGAAAGGUUCAGGGCUGGUGAGAAUCUGGUGCACCUGCCUUGUGCCCACAGGUUCCACCAUGGGUGCUUGGUUCCAUGGCUAGAGAACAAUUCUCAUUGCCCUUGUUGCCGAAUGGGGAUAAAUGUUAUGACCCAUAUUUAAUCUUGCUUGGUGUUUUGGAAAUAUGUAAUCUAAAUUAAAACUUUGUUGGUGUAAUGUAAUUGUUGUGAAUAUAGUUGAGUUUUGGUAGUA